Messenger RNA from Penicillium cinerascens, 528 nucleotides. RefSeq lists its product as uncharacterized. Gene Ontology annotation, molecular function: zinc ion binding; nucleic acid binding. Bases 1 to 528 code for a protein of 175 amino acids. The record is from RefSeq and is a predicted model, not a curated record. Lineage: Eukaryota; Fungi; Ascomycota; Eurotiomycetes; Eurotiales; Aspergillaceae. The transcript is spliced from 4 exons.
AUGGCAGAUGCUGGAGGUGAGCCUCCUCGCCCCCCUAAUCUUUGGUGCAACCACUGUCGGCGGCCCGGGCAUGAUGUCCGUGACUGCUGGCAUGUUUUGGCGCGCCGAGCGGCGUUUAUCAACAGUGUUUCCGCCCUCCCUCCCCCCAAACGAUACCCGGGGGUCAAAAAGACCCGCCGCGGAACCCGCGCUGGGAGGGGGAAGAAGGCUGCCAAGCAUGCCGGUGCUGCGGCUGCAGCGGGUGUUUCCUUUGCCCAGGGCACUGGUGUAGCCCUGAACCUUGAGGGGCUCACUCCUGCAGAGUGUCAGCAAUUGACUGGUGUCGUGGAUGCGGCUGUGUCCGCUGCCGUGGCCCAGUUCAUGGCUGCCCGCUCUGUAGGGGCUUCACCUCAAGUGGACGGGCGUAGCCAGCAGCCGGGUCAGAGGAACCCCGUCGUACGCCAGAGUAUCGCGGGCCCGGAGGAGGAGAACAAGGACGGGGAGAAGGAGGAUGACAUGAGCGUGGACCUUGGUCCCUUCCCCCAGUAA